CAACUAAAGUGUUUCGAGGCGUUCAAGGCGGACGACGUAUUUGAGUCGCAAAUUUCGUUAGGUGAACAUAGUUGCUGGAAUUUUGGUUUUUAAAAAGUAUUAAUUGAGAUAUUUUGAUCACUUAACUAUUGAUCCAUUAACUGGAAAACCAUGUCAACACCAAUUGGCCCCAUUCCUUGCAGUUUAACCUGCCCCAAUUGUUCAAAGCAGGUCAACUCGCGUCUGGAAUAUCGAGCAUCAUCGAAGACACACAUCAUCGCAUUACUUCUCGCUGGAAUGCUCUGCAUACCUUGCGCUGGCAUGUUAUAUUGUACGCAGUGCGCACGAAAUGUGGAACAUUACUGUCCAACCUGCAAUGCUUUUUUGGGUGUGUAUGAUCGUUAAAAAGUGGCGAUCACUUUCGGUAAAUGGUUGAACGUUAAAUACUUGGUUAACUAGAACUUGUACAAUAUUUUAGCAGAAUAUCAGUCUCUAAAGAAAAAAAAUUAUAUUUUUAACUACAUGCUUAUAUGGAUGUAUUAAAAAUGCUCAAAAGUCGCACACAAAAUAAUUCUGAAAUAACAAUUUUAGCCAGAAAACGAUAAUCGGACAAGUUUCAUUCGGAACGAAAUCAUUUUUGUCUAGUAUCUAUGAACAUGCUACAUUACAUUAGGUUUAUUCGAUUAUUCGCCUAUUUUCUAAAACCGGUUGAGUUAUUCUAAAAGUAACGAAUUCAAAAAAUAA
Rhagoletis zephyria (snowberry fruit fly) is the source of this 723-nucleotide messenger RNA. Its product is annotated as lipopolysaccharide-induced tumor necrosis factor-alpha factor-like. The record is from RefSeq and is a predicted model, not a curated record. Gene Ontology annotation, molecular function: zinc ion binding. Lineage: Eukaryota; Metazoa; Arthropoda; Insecta; Diptera; Tephritidae.